GCAGCCAGAGCCACUUCCAAAAGCUACACAAAAGAGCCUCUGUCUCUGCUGAUGAGAGAUCCUUUUGAAGCUUAGGAGCCGUGACUGGCAGCAUUUCAUAUCUGGCCAUCUUUAGGUUUGGAGCCAUGAAGAAUGGGAAAGAAGAAAAAGAUGGGAAAGGAGAGAGCAGGGCAGAAAAAAGGUGAAUGUGCUGUUGUUGCUACUCAGAGACCUGGGCAGCUCAGGUGUUCUGUGCUUAAAUCACUGAUUUUUAACUAACGAGUUCCAGGAAAAGGACCUUCAAUCAGGAGAACUGGUCGCUGCUGUUUCCUUGUUGCAUUGGAAGGGAAAUAAUGCUCCAUUCUACAUUGGCCUUGUCCCUCCUGCUAAUUGCAGUCACUUCCAACCUUGCAAUGGCAAUUAAAAAGGAAAAACGUGCUCCUCAGACACUGUCAAGAGGGUGGGGAGAUGAAAUUACGUGGGUACAAACUUAUGAAGAAGGGCUUUAUCAAGCAAAGAAAAGUAACAAGCCACUGAUGGUAAUUCAUCAUUUGGAAGACUGUCAAUACUGCCAAGCACUGAAGAAAGCUUUCGCAGAAAAUGAAGAAAUACAGGAAAUGGCCCAAAAUAACUUCAUUAUGCUGAAUCUCAUGCAUGAAACCACAGAUAAAAACCUGUCACCUGAUGGACAAUACGUGCCUCGAAUCAUGUUUGUAGACCCAUCUCUCACAGUAAGAGCUGAUAUCACAGGAAGAUACUCCAACCGGCUUUACACGUAUGAACCACAGGACAUGAUGUUCCUAAUAGAGAACAUGAAGAAAGCACUACGCCUCAUUCAGACAGAACUGUAACCAGCAACAGUGAAAUGACCAUAAUCUCUACAAGAUUUGGCAAGAUUUCCCAGUCUGUGGUCAUACCUUCUUUUGAGCAUGCCAGAGAUAUUCUGGAGAACGAAAUGCAAGCUAGCUUCCAGAGAUCACCCAGGGUGGCCAUGACAGCCAUUCAUCUUCCUUUUCUCCAGGCUAAACAACCCCAACACCCCUAAGCCACUCCUCAUGCAACUUGUGUUCCAGACCCUUCACCAGAUUCAUUGCCCUUCUCUGGACACUCAUCUGCCUUGUUGGCCUUCCCCCCAGUUCUUACCCGUAAACUCUUAACCCUGUCACCACCAUCACCAAGCUCUAGGCAAUCAAAACUCCCUAACAUACGGAGUUACCCCACUGCCUCCCCUUCCUUGCCCGCCCCUUUUGAAGAGUUUGUAGCCAUCCACUGCAGCACUCCAGUUGUGCCAGUCAUCCCACCAUGUUGGCAAUCUACACCAGUUCUCCUGCUUCACAGUGGCUUCCAGUUCUUUCUGUUGGUUGCCCAUGCUGCGUGCGUUGUGUAGAUGCAUUUCAGUUGGGCUGUUGAUCCCAAUAUAUAUAGUGGCAGUUGAUCCUGCCACCUUUUUGAGGGGAGAAGCCCUAAUUCCUACAUGACCAUUCCCAGGUACUUCCAUGGUUUCUAACAUCAAUAACUCUUGUGUCUUUGCUGCCACAUGGCUCUAUCCCCUACCUCCACUGAGAGGGCAGACCAAAGGGCCUCACUAGCAUGCUGUCCCUCAAACAUUUGUGUGCCACUACCAGACUUAACUCCAGUGAGCCUGGUUUUAUCCCCUUCCCUCUUCAAAACCAGUUUAAAGUUCUUUAUUCCUUUAGGGGAUCCAUUCAUAAGCAAAGAGGUGGCUGUCAAGAAUGCACAAAGCUGGAAUCCCAAAAGAUUAGUGAUAAAUACCACAGUCCAGAGCUUGCUUGGUCUCAGGAAAGCUGAACUCCAUAAUCUGUCUCACCUCAGUGAUGUAAAAGGAAAAAAAUGGUAGAAUUACCACUUAUUGGAAUUGUGGAAGAAACAAGUAAUUCAAGCCCUGGAAGGCUACUGUUGUUCUGCUCAUUUUUUGGCAUUUGAUAGUGAGACAGCAGACAGGAAACAAACUGUGUGAAUUAAAAUAAAUAACAAAAUUUUCAGAACAAUACAAUGUUCACUGACUUAAUCAUCAAACAAAAGUUAGCCUUUAGAUUUACACUGCAGUGAAGGUUAUUUUAACAUUUGAAGAAAAUCCAGAUUCAUUUCCAAAGGUAUUAUUAAUAGUGAUUGCAUCUGUAACUUCGAACAGUAUUUGCUACUGUGGAAGUUUGUAACAGUUUUAACAAACCACUCAUUCAAGCAGAGAGUAGCCACUUUUCAGAGAUACCACAGGCAUAUGAGUUAUGCUGCGUCAGAUGAAAUCUCUUUGCAAAGUAACUAAAGGGGAUUUCACCCUCUUUACAUUCUCAAAUCUCUGUAAGUACUAUGCUGAAAUCUGUUCCCAGCCAUAGCCUUCAGAAAUGGGACUAAACCUCUGAGACUCUUAAAGACUCAGAUUCAGUCCUUUUGGUGGAGCUAGAUAUUCAGGUAAAAAAAGGCCUGUAUGCACAUAUUUUUUAUUCUCAGCUUAGUUCAACAGUCAUCCUUAAUUUUAGAGCUGCUACUACAUUUCUGCCUUCUCUUUGAAGACUGUUUUACCAGGUAAUAUUUCUCCUGAUGGAACAGAAACUCAGAUCUCAGAUUAAAGUCACAUUGCUCUGACAUAACAUAGUAAGUCUGUAAACUGUUCAAUAACAGACAUAACAUGAUUCUUUCCCCUCUUUUCCUCUGAAAUGAAUGGAAUGAUAGUCUGCUCCCUCUUUUAUUCCCUGCUUUUCUGCUUGCACACCACACAAAUUUAUUCACAAUAUUAGUGGGCAGAUUUUUAUUUAUACUCUUUACUUUCCACUUUCUUAAGGAAAGAGAUGGAAACUGUUCCUUUUGUUUCUUGAUUAUCUGGAACUAAAACAACUAGGUUAAAGCUGAAGGAAGACAAUAAAAGACUGAAAAUGUGAAUGUGAGAGCAGAAGUUGUUCUACACAGAAUAAAUUCAGUCAUAGUAUAAGGACCAAUAGAUGAGAAAACCUACCUGUGUAGACUGUGUGCUUUUACAGAAUUCAUAGCCUGUAUUCUCUAUGAUUAGACGUUAAUAUUCACACGGGCAUAAUGCGGCAUCACCUGUGGAAAUUCAUGUUUUUUACAAAAAAAUUUCUGUUUUACCUUUGAUAUGACCAUAACACAUUCUGGGAAGCAAACUUUACUGCCACCUGUUCACAAAUCCGUGUCUACUUUACUGUCUGGACUUAUCUGGUGUAAUCAGACCAAGAGUAGACAAACAAACGUGGACUUAACGUCAGUGAGGUGAGGCUCAGGAAUCUGAGAACUGACAGAACAGGAUCCUCCCCUGUGUAUCCGUCUCAGCGCAGAAAGGCGUUGCCUUUUCCAGUCAGAUGGCUGAUCUAUUGGUCUGUAGAGCUAAAACAUUUUCCCAUGUGCAAAUAUUUGCACUUGACCUGAACAAAAGAAAAGGCACCAUACCUUUGUGUACCGUGGAGGUGAGAGACUGGGACACCUCAGCACUUAAAAUGCAAAAGUAACUUGAUCUUACAGAAUAAGACUGAUAUAAUUUGGUUUGUUUCAUGUACUACAUGUGUUCUUGCCAAAGGCUGACACAGAAAUUUCCCAAUGCUGAGAUGUCCUCCACACAACCAAGUCACUGAUUUGCUUCCUUUUGUUUGUUCCUUUGUUCAAAUGGAUGUACAGAUCGACAGUACAAGUCAGAAGGAAAUAAAUAGUCUCCAUGGAAAUUAAAAAGUCCAAAACCUCCAAAGAGAAGGGAAGGAAUAUUUACUUUUCCGCCAGAAAAUCUACAGAAUUUGCAGUCUAUCUAUUAAUUCCUUUUCCUUGCUGCUCAAGAUGCUCAUGCAAUUCAUGACUUGCCAUCUUUGGUUGCUGCUGUGCAUUGUAAAGUAACUGACCCCUUAGUCACUAAAAGUGGAUCUAUUUCAGCAGACUGUUUUCUCUUAGGAGGUAUCAGAUAUUUGCUGAUCCCUUUCGAAUCAGAGAAGACACACAAAAACAGCAGUUUCCCCUAUCUUUGUGUAAUUAGAAAAAUCCCAAAUAAGCAGAAUCAUCUUUUAGUUCACACUGCCAUAUCAAGAACUGAAUUUUGAAAUUUCCCAAUAAGGCCAACUCCAGCAGACAUUCAUCAAGUCACCCUCUGUACAUGUCACAUGGCCUGUGAGAAAGAGGAAAAAUACCAUACACAAUAACUUUUCAAGUUUAGAAGACUCAAAAGACAGCACUCCACAUGGAGUGUGUUGGUGCUUAGACUGUGUUACUGUUUCAGGAAAGAGCCUAAAACUGCUUCAAAAAGAUCUACUGUGUCUUCUGUUACCUUUCUAAGGUAUCACUUCUUACUCCUUCUCACACCCUGCAUGUCCCCAGGUGAUUGUUUGUAAAAGGCUGGCACACAGGAACCCACCCUGCUAUUUAGCACCCAGCCAGCUGCAGAGAGAAAAGUUCACGGAUGCACAAAAACCACCGGCUUCAUUGCUUAUGUUCAUAUACGUGGAAGAGGUCAGUGACUGCCUGGAGAGGAAGCUACACCCUACGGUGAGGAAUAUUGCACAGGGCGGAGAGAAGAGUAGCCUUGCUCUGCUAAGGGGUUUUUUGCUUAAAGCCUACAAGCAGUUGGGGCUGUGAUUUUACACAGUACUUGAGCAUUUGUAUCAGAGCAUAAGAGCAGAAGAAGAGCUCACAUCUUCCAGACCUGCAUUGCUUCACUUGGAAGACAACUCCACAAACAAUAUUUGUUACUGUCAUCAAAUAUUUUAAUAUACACAUUCCCACUGAGGAGCAUUCUUGCCCUAACUGAAAAAAAUAUUCCCUCAUGGCCUCAAUGGCUUAAUUCUCAUUAAUUUGUAUAUUCUCAACCUUGACA
Molecule: messenger RNA, 4804 nt
Organism: Corvus hawaiiensis (hawaiian crow)
Lineage: Eukaryota; Metazoa; Chordata; Aves; Passeriformes; Corvidae
Gene: AGR3
Product: anterior gradient 3, protein disulphide isomerase family member
Exons: 10
Coding region: 333-830 (165 amino acids)
Cellular component (GO): endoplasmic reticulum
Molecular function (GO): dystroglycan binding
Source: RefSeq, a predicted model, not a curated record